AUGAUCAUACAUAUCGUCGGUUUCAGAUUCAAAGACACUGUCACUGAAGAACAGCGUAAGGAUGUAUCACGGAAGCUCCUUUCCUUGGCAGACACUUCUGGUGUCAUCAAAUCCGUCUCUGGUGGCUUAGAGAAAUCACCAGAAGGUAAGGGUAAAGGUUACCAUCAAAUAUAUACAUUGAAGUUUCAGAGAUGGGAAGAUUUGCACUUCUAUCAAAACUACGACCAUGCUCACCAAAUAUUCAACAGCGAGACGGGUCAACUAUCUGAAGAUGUACUUGUUUGGGAUUAUGAAGACUUCCAAUUUUGAGCAAAAGUAUCCAUUAAAGACAAUUACACAAAAUGAACCGAAAGAAGGGUUAUAAAUACAUACACAGCUAACGUGAGAUCAUUCUUAGUGGCUUUUGAUAAUUAUUGCGUGAGACAACUGUUUGUCUAUUUCAUUGAUGAAACGAUAAUGAUUGAUGCUAUACCGAAAUGGAGCUGACACUCAUGAAUAUCCUUGCC
Messenger RNA from Wallemia mellicola CBS 633.66, 506 nucleotides. RefSeq names its product stress responsive A/B barrel domain-containing protein. The transcript is spliced from 2 exons. The record is from RefSeq and is a predicted model, not a curated record. The coding region runs from base 1 to 309 and encodes 102 amino acids. NCBI's taxonomy places the organism in Eukaryota, Fungi, Basidiomycota, Wallemiomycetes, Wallemiales, Wallemiaceae.